GUGUGGGUUCAUGCUAGAGGUAACCUUCACAAUUAACAACAGGUGUUAUGCAGGGCCAUCUAUACACUUCAGCAGUGAUUAUUCUAAAAUGCCCAAGUUGGACGUAUCCAUCGUGUAUAAGAUAUGUGGAUAUUUUAGAGUCAUAAUGAUCAACUGCAUGCACAUGGAAACUGCGUUGUCUUCCAAGUUCCAUAUCCCUUUAAACUAACCUAACCUCUCGUUUUAAAAAAAGGUAACUAGGCUGGCAUAGCUAAAUGAAUUACCAACGCAGUCUCCAUACCAAGAUGUAAUACAUAUUCCUUAGGUGACGCAUUAAUUGUCACAAAGCGGGGAAUCUCCGAGCUCUGUAGACACGCUCGAACAUGACUUGUGUCGUGUAGAAAGUACUUCCUUCUGCUACUGCAUUGUGGGUAUGAGAUGAUUAUUCCACAUGUAGGCCUAUUUAGAGAGGGCAACAUAGUUGAAAGGGCCAGGAUUUUAUGUUUCGAAGAAGAUCAAAACUGAUCAUAACUGAAUGUAUCAAACACAUGUGAGACCGCAACAAUAAGACAUUAGUCUCACGGCAAAGUACCGGAAAUCAGUAUAUUGGUAGUUCAAAGAGCAGCAGCCAUAAUUACGUCAACAAGCAGUGGGGAAUCCCCACUCGGAUAUGCACCAGUGGUACGCAAUACAUUUGUCGACGGAGGUUAUUCGCCUGUACACAGAGCUUGUUUAUCGGUCUAUUCUGCUCUUCUCAAGUGGAACGAAAACGUUACCGGAACUUGAAUUCUUGACUUUUAAUGAGUACCAUCAGCUAAAAAGGAAGAGAUGGAAGAAAUUAUCGUAAAAAGGUUGUUGAUUGGGGCGAUCGUGCUUUCCUUGCUGGGCGCUAUUGUAACGCAGAAUGAAACUGUUUUCAGAGGAACAAUCCUACUUGUCGUGCUACUGUCUCCCUUCGGAGUCGCGUGGUACAUAAAUCACACAGCUGAAAUCCGACGGCUCCGUGAGAAGAUUCGAGACUACAGACCUGGUCAAUGGACUGCCAAAGAUGCAGGUGAAGGAUUCCAAAGACCUUCAAAGGUUCGACUAGGUGUCUUUGGUGUCCAGGAUUCCGGCAAGAGUAGCUUUCUCAACUCUCUUCACUUUGCAUUCAAAGGUGGCUGGGAACAAGUCUACGUUGAGAAAGGUGAGGCGUCGGAUGGAGGCGAGACUAUAUUCCGAGACCCUGCAAGACUAACUGAAUACGUAACUACAUUCGAUACACGUGGACUAGUUGAUUUGUCCAUGUAUAGAGUUCCAGGGGUGAUAGCUGAGAUCACUGGUAAACGAGGAAUCAACACUCGUUCUUGGACUAAAGGCGAGAAGGUUGACUGUCCCAUUUUCAUCCUGAGAUACAGCUCAGCUACGGGAACACGACACUGCACUGAUUUUCUUGGGUCACUUGUUCCCGAAGUCAGGAAACAGCUUGGUGGAUAUCCUAUCAUGGUGGUGACGUUUGCCAACGGUAUCUCUAACCGCGACGAGAUCCUUGGAGACAUCAACAGGGCCGGUAUGGAGAAGCGCAGUGUGUUCUUCAUAGAGAACUACACAGAUGUAAACCACGAAAUGGAUUCUAAGACACACAUUGCUCUGCUGAAGAUACUUGAGGCAUGCAUCAAACGAGCUGAUGACAAUAUCACCUUCCGAUGGCGAACAGAAAAUGAAACACCUCUGGAAAGCAUUUGCGAGAUAAUGUAAAGAAGGGAUCAACAGAACUAGGGGGGGGGGGGGGAACGGGAAGAUAAAACAGAAAUAUCGGUAGAGUAAAUAAUUAGGAAAACAAAAGGAGGCAAAAGCUUGGAAAUAAGCAAGACUUGUGUUAGGAUAAUUGUUAUCUAUGUAACACCGGAAGACGUAGUAGCGGUGUGCAAUUUUGAAGUUGUUGCAUAGAACUAAACCCAUGGUACUUCAUAUAGUUUUACCUUUUAGAGACGUUUUAAUUUCAUCUCUUGAUCUGGAACGCUUUGCAUCUUAAAUUGUACGCAUGCACUGAGAAGGUGCAUAAAUCACUGGGAAAUUUUAUUCCAGUUUUGUUGGAGUACAUUCCGUCGUUCAUGAAUAAGAGCAUUUAAUUAAAAAUAAUCAUUUAGAUCUCUCAAUUGACAACAUAGAGUGAAAUUUAUAAUUAUCAUUUCGUAUAUACAUUUGCAAUGUCCUCUUGAUUCUUUAAUGCCAUGUUUAUUCAAACUUGUUAAUUUUUCUACAUUUUUCAAACUUUGAAAGAAUAGAAAGUAUAAAUGAUUGUUGCCAAAUUAAAAAGGGAACUAUAAUUCAUUUAGACGUGUAGAGAAUUUUGAAUUACUCUAGGAGGGGUAUAUAAUAAUAAUAUAACAUGUACUAUUAAUCGUUCUAAUCAGUGUUAUCUGUCAACACAGAAGAGUGUAUAAUACACAAAUGUAUGUUAAAAUGUUUGUUAUAGUCCAGUUUGCUUAAAUCCUUAUUAAGCGUUGAUGUGUAUAACAGACGAAGAAAAAGAAAACCCCUCGAUGUGGUCUUUCUAAAGCUGAUCAUUUUUAAUGUUUUCUGUUAGUUUCAUUUUAGAGUCACAAUUUUAAAAUCUACCGGUGUAACACAUUUACCCUAGUAGUAUACCUUAAAGGUGUGGAAUUGUUAAGUUUGUUACAUUGAACUAAACCCACAGCAGUUUAUUUUCACCUUUUAGAAACGUUUUGAUUUAAUCUUGUGAUCCAGAAUGCCCUGCAUUAAUUUUGUCAUGUUCAUUCAAACUCUUUCAUCAGUUAUUCAUGUUUUCAACUAUAAAAGAGUGGAAAAUAUAAAUAGUUCUUGCCAAAUCAAGAAGGACUACAAUAGGAGGUGAUUUUAAUAAUGAUAAUUAUAAAAGGUACUAUUUAUGUUUCUAAUUAGUGCUAUCUGUCGAUAUUUUAUAGUAUACUCAUUGCAUUUUCAGUAAAUUCAUCAGUUUUCAUACACAAAAUAGUGUAUAAUACACAAAUGCAUGUUACUUUGUUCCUGUGUAUAAAAGAGGUAGACUACAAAUAACCUCAGCGUGAUCUUUCUAAACCUGA
Strongylocentrotus purpuratus (purple sea urchin) is the source of this 3044-nucleotide messenger RNA. RefSeq lists its product as uncharacterized. Lineage: Eukaryota; Metazoa; Echinodermata; Echinoidea; Camarodonta; Strongylocentrotidae. The coding region runs from base 808 to 1716 and encodes 302 amino acids. The record is from RefSeq and is a predicted model, not a curated record. The transcript is spliced from 7 exons.